This is a messenger RNA of Penicillium antarcticum, 1005 nucleotides long. Its product is annotated as putative short-chain dehydrogenase/reductase family protein. The record is from RefSeq and is a predicted model, not a curated record. The coding region runs from base 1 to 1005 and encodes 334 amino acids. The transcript is spliced from 2 exons. NCBI's taxonomy places the organism in Eukaryota, Fungi, Ascomycota, Eurotiomycetes, Eurotiales, Aspergillaceae.
AUGGCUGGCCUAUUUCGUCUGCUCAAGAUGCAGUACACUCCUCCCACAGAUCCUCAGGGCAUCUCUUUCGCUGGAAAGACCGUUCUGUUGACGGGUGCCACCUCCGGUCUCGGGUUCGAAGCCGCCGUGAAAAUCCUCAAUCUCGGAGUCGAGUCUCUGAUCAUUGGGAGUCGCAGCGUGGAGCGGGGUAGCAAGGCUAAGGCCGAGAUUGAGAAGUUGACCAACCGACGCGAUGUUAUCAAAGUGUGGGAACUCGAAUUGAAUAACUUCGCCAGUGUUAAGAAGUUCGCCGAGCGUGCCAAUACCGAGUUGCAGCGUCUGGAUAUUGCCUUGCUGAACGCCGGGCUGUGGAACCGCGACUUCAACAAAUCUCCCGAAGGCUGGGAGGAGACCUUGCAGGUCAAUACACUGUCCACCUCUCUGCUGGCCCUGCUUCUGCUGCCCAAGCUGAAGAGUAGCGCCUAUGACGCCAACCCCUCGCAUCUAACUGUGGUCUCCAGCCAGCAAUUUGUUCGCGUUCAGGCUGAGAGUGUGCGUACCGACGCCCUGCUGUUGGAAUACCUGAACAACCCCGAGAAUUUCAAGGGACCCAAACAAUAUGGCAUCUCAAAGCUAUUGCUCGAGAUUGUCAUGAAGCGUAUUGCCACCUAUGUCCGCAAUACUGAUGGGACCCACCCCAUCAUCGUCAACACUGUGAGCCCCGGUCUGUGCGCGACAGGCCUGGGUCGCCAGUAUGACAAGUGGUACGAACAGUGCAUCGUGUGGAUUUUGUUCAAGCUGUUCGCUCGGACCACUGAGCAGGGUAGUCGCUCGCUUGUUAGCGCGACCUACCAAGGAGUUGAGUCCCAGGGCAAGUGCUGGCGUAGUGAUGGCUAUCUCGAUGAGUCGACUGCCCUGACCUCGUUGGCAGAGGGCGUAGAACUCCAGGAAAAGGCCUGGAAGGAGAUCAUCGACGUGUUGGGUGAACAGGCGCCCGAGGUGGACCUUGCAUUUGGGGGAAUCUAA